AUGGCAUCACGGCUCCCAACCCCGGCGCGCCGCCUCCUGGCAAAACAUACUCCUUUCCGCUCACUCCCGUCACUCUCACAAUCAUCACUCCCACCAGCAACCCCCAUAAUUCAAGCCAACCUCCCACAACCCAAGCCAGCCACCGCAACCACCACCACCGCCGCCGCAACCAUCACCCGCCCCCUCUCAACAACCCCCCCCCGGCCCUGGCUACUCUCCGCGCUCCCCAACCUCGCCGCCAGCACCAACGGUGGCCCCUCCCCGCCCAAGACCCUCCGCGCGCGACGAGUACUCCCCUACCCAGCCGCCCAGAUCUACACCCUCAUCGCCGACAUCGAUUCAUACACACACUUCCUGCCACACUGCCCGCACUCGCGCGUGACCAAGUGGGUUACCACACCCCCCACACCCAUCACCAUGCCCACAACGGAUGGUAGCAGCAACGCACCCCCCCAAAAAGCCACAGGAACGGCAGCAGCAACCCCCCCCGGAACGCGCCACCCCGCCCUCGCCGACCUGACCGUCGGCUGGGGCCCCUUCACACAGACCUACACGUCACGGGUCUACUGCGUUCCCGGGUCAGUGGUGGAGGCAUUUUCGAAUCCCGCGCUGGGGUUUGCGGUGGGGCAGUUGGCGGAUGAGAAGGCGGACGAGAUGGUGGAGGCGUUUGAGGGGCGGGCGAGGGAGUUGUAUGGGGGGAGGUGA
Molecule: messenger RNA, 705 nt
Organism: Chaetomium globosum CBS 148.51
Lineage: Eukaryota; Fungi; Ascomycota; Sordariomycetes; Sordariales; Chaetomiaceae
Exons: 2
Coding region: 1-705 (234 amino acids)
Biological process (GO): cellular respiration; ubiquinone biosynthetic process
Cellular component (GO): mitochondrion
Molecular function (GO): ubiquinone binding
Source: RefSeq, a predicted model, not a curated record